This is a messenger RNA of Hippoglossus stenolepis (Pacific halibut), 7040 nucleotides long. RefSeq names its product reticulon 3 (gene rtn3). Bases 203 to 3496 code for a protein of 1097 amino acids. The record is from RefSeq and is a predicted model, not a curated record. Gene Ontology annotation, biological process: endoplasmic reticulum tubular network formation; neuron differentiation; brain development. Gene Ontology annotation, cellular component: postsynaptic density; neuron projection. NCBI's taxonomy places the organism in Eukaryota, Metazoa, Chordata, Actinopteri, Pleuronectiformes, Pleuronectidae. The transcript has 9 exons.
CUCCUCUUCGUCAGUCCGCCUUGUUUCCGACCAUCGCCGUCUCUCUCCCACUGCUCAUCCGCUGAGUCGAAGGUGAACACCCGAGUCCCGCAGCUGGGGAAAUUUUUGAGGAAAGUCAAGACGACGUGUAACACCUUCGAGGGACAGUCCAACCCAUCCCGAACAGCGACGACAGUCACUUGUCUCUGAAGCCACAGCAAAAAUGGAUCCGAUGACUCAGUCCACCCAGAUAACAUCGUCGCAGGGGCUCGCCGAUGGGCAAAAUUCCGCUGCCAAAGAGUCUAAGCUGUCCGAUUCCUUUCUUUCCUCUUCGCCUGUAUCUCUCAUUCAGUCUCCUCAAGACAAAAGAGUUGUCCUGGGCUCUGAAAAGCCCUGUGAAGGUGUAGCGACAUCCCUUCGCUUUCCUUCUCAACCUGGCUCAUUCACACCUGGUCACUAUGCGACUGAAGCAGGGCCACCAGAUGGACAGCCGGAUUCACCAAUAAAGACAUCUCCAGUUUCUGAGCGAAUAAAGGCAUUGGAAGCUCUUGCUGCCAAAAAGAAGGAACCCGACUUUAGAAAUGAGGGAGGUUUCUCUCACUUCAGAGAUCGCCACUAUGAAAAGUCUCCCACUGACAUACAGAAAUCUCCCAAUGAGGCCCAAAAAUCUCCCAAUGAGGCCCAAAAAUCUCCCAAUGAUACCCCAAAAUCUCCCACUGAGAUAAUUGUACCGACUAACCAGAAAAAAGAAGUGUCUGUUGAUAAGGAGUCACCGGAAUCCCCCUUUGAAGUACUUGGAGAUUUAAGACAAGUGAAUGAAUUUGAAGAAACAGAAGUGUGGAUGAAGGCUCAUUUACCACCUGUGCCAGACCUUGAUGCUGUAGAUCUAAUCAAAGGUACCCUGGUUUCCAAUACUGUUGCAUCAAAAGAGAAGGAGGAGACUGACAUAGUUUUACCCAAUGCUCCUGCUACCUUUGCUGGUGUCCCUGAUGCUUUCAUGGAUUCUCCUAUUGUAACUUCAGAACUGAAGGAUGAGCUGAAGGAUCAGCUAAGUGAUGCACAUAAGCAAGAGGAGGAGGCAGAGUUUGACCUUAGUUUUUUGCCAACAGCCUACAUGUGGGAUCAGCAGGAAAAACCAGCCGUCCAGGUUCAAGCAAAUCUUGAUUCAGAGCUUCCAGCAUCACCUGCUCCUCCUGCAGGCUUUGACUCCCCAUCUCCUCCUGUCUCCCCACCAAUUGACAUGAAUGCUAAACAGAAUGUUUUGCAUGACAAGAAGACCACUUGGACCAGAGAUCCGCCAGAAGCAAGUGAAGCAGACAGCUCAGGAGAGUCGGAUGAUACUGUCAUUGAAGAUGGUGUCAUCAUCCCUGCAUCUGUUCCCAUUGCAUCUUCUGAUCCAGCAUUUUCAAAUGAUCCCACCAGUGCCCCUGCCUCGACAGCUCCUUCUCUCCCCACUGAGGAAAAGGUGACCCCUCCACCAAAGUCAGAGAGGACGGUAAUGCAGGUUCCGACAAUCAAUGUUAUUGAGACAGAUGAGCCAAAUUACAGUGAAGAGGAGAUGGAAAUGGAGCUUGAAGUAGAUGAAGAUGAGGAUUAUGAAGUUUUAAAAGAUUCAACCAGAGAGGCUCCCAAAACCCCAGAACCAGAGUACAGUGAAAAUGAACAACCCAAGACACGCCCCUUAGAAACUGAAUUCAUCGAAGGCUACUCUCCCCCAUCCUCACCUGUGGACUCUGAUGUUGAAUACAGUCCUAAACACAAGAUUCUUAAAUCUCUUCCAGAAGCGUACCAUCAGGAGCCUAAAUCUGUGCCAGAGGCCCCACCCGAUCCAACUGUUUCAAAGGUCUCUGAAUCAGACAUUUCCCAAGCACAUAUCACAAAGACACAGAGUACUUUUAAUAAAGCAAAUGAUGAACCCUUACCUUUCAUAGUCCCAAAAGAAGAAGUGGACUUCCCAGACAAUGAUGACGAAUGGUCAGAUGAAGCACACGAUAUGCUGGUUAAAUCUUGCAGCACAAAUCUUGAGUCCAAGGAAUCAGUUCCUUCCAUCCAACCCGAAUUGGAUUUGAGUAGCAACACAGCUGUAAAAGAGACUUGCGUGGAAGUAGCUUCCCACUCUAAAACCAGCUUAAUUCAAGAUGAGAUAUAUGACCGAGAGUCUUUUGAUUACGAUUAUGAUCGAUCCUCACCUGUGGAUGAGCAGUUUCUUACUGAUCCUUCUAAAAUCCACAUUCAAACACUGAAUUCAAGCCCUGCACAAAGUGAUGUUCUGGAGAACAAACAGGACUGUCAAACUCUGGAUGACUUCACUUCACUGAAUUAUUGUGAGACAUUAAGCAGCAUCAAUGAGCCAGAUUUCAAUAAGAUAACGACCACGGAUAAUGUUUCAGAUAAUAUUGCAAAUGGAAACUCUCUCCAGCAUGACAUGAAACCAGGUGUCCUCGAACCAGAGGCAACCCAGAUCCCAGAGAGUAUUGACCCUGACAGCACAGUUUUGGAGCGUACAGAUAGCUUUGUGGAGUUCAUGAGAGAGUGCCUGAAAUCUAGGGAGGAUGAAGAACCUGACAACCAGCAACAGAGUGUCCUCUCCGAGUCCAAGUUCUGUGAAACUGGUUGGUCUGUCUCCCAGUCCACACCAACCAUGGUGAUGGACCUUGAACAAGAAGAACUUACCAUCAGUGCUCUCAAAGAGCUGGGCAGCAGUCAAGAGGAGGAUGAGUUGGCAUCUCUUCAGUCUAAGGUUCCUGACAAGGACAAAGCUAAUUCCAAUGCUACUGUUAUAGAACAGUCUUCCGAUACAUCAGUUCCUACCCCUCCGUGUUCCAAAAGUGAACUUGCAAUCGACAGCACAUACUCCAAAGAGGUGGAAGCCAUUGAUGAAUGGGUAGCUGAAGCCUAUCAUCUUGCUGAGCAUGUCUUGACAGCGAUACUAACCCACUUAUCAGUGAAGGAUCUGAUCAACUGGCGAGACCCCAAGAAGUCGGGCGUGGUGUUCGGUCUGUCCAUGCUGAUGCUGCUGUCCCUGGCAGCCUUCAGUGUCAUCAGCGUGGCGUCCUACCUGCUACUGGCCCUGCUCUGUGUCACCAUCACCUUCCGCAUCUACAAGUCUGUGGUCCAGGCCGUGCAGAAGUCUAGCGAUGGACACCCCUUCAAAACGCUGAUAGAUAAGGAUGUCAGCAUCCCCCCAGAGACCUUCCGCAAGCACGUGGACGCCAGUCUGACCUACAUCAACCGAGCCCUAAAGCAGAUGAGCCGCCUCUUUCUGGUCGAGGACCUUGUGGACUCCCUAAAGCUGGCUGUGGUCAUGUGGCUGCUGACCUACGUAGGAGCUGUUUUCAAUGGAAUCACCAUUCUGAUCCUGGCUGACAUCCUGCUCUUCGCUUUGCCUCCAGUCUACGAGAAGAACAAGACCCAGAUUGAUCAGUACAUUGACGUGGCACGUACUCAAGUCAACACCACAAUGGCCAAGUUGCAAGAGAAGCUUCCUGGAGCUAUGAAGCGCAGCAAAACUGAAUGAUCACCUCCACCCCAUUAGAAACCUCCACAUCACCAUCAUCCUCAUCUCCAUCACCACCUUAAACCCCCUUAACCUCCCCCCAGCCCCCUCUCCAGUUAACCCCGCCCCAGUCUAACUGCCCCUCCCAACUCCAUCUACCAUCACCACCCUACAACACUGAACCUUGCUAGGUAGAAAAUCUCUGAGCUACUCAAUAUUCAAUGUAAAACUACUGCGCAGCUUAACUUGCAAGCAUUAGAAAAGAACUGUGCCUGUGCAGACAGGAAGAGCACCGCUAGCGGGGAAGUGAUGUAACGCCACAGCGAUUCCCGCCUGUCUGUGGGCGUGCCACAGGGGAGCGGAGGCAGGGUCGAGUGAACUAGACUGAAUCUAUGACCUGGUUCCAUCGUGCACAGCGAGCAGGGGGUGUUUGGUGGCUGUUCAUCAAUAAAAAAGCAAAUGUCUGUACUUAAAAACCGCACAUUUCCCCAAACAUCAACGGAAAAUUUAAGCUGCAAACAUUAAAGAAGAAAAAAAAGAGAAAAAGAAAUAAAAGCAACCUUUUGGGCUCUGUUGGAUGGAUAGAUAUGAGUUCAUAUUUGGAAGCUUGUUAAUGGGUCUGCUGUUAUUAAUUGGCCUGUUUAUUUGGGUUUGUUUCCAUUCACCUUACAGGCACCUCCUCUGUAUGUCAGUUUCUGCAAUGCACUGAACUUUUCUUUUUGAAACCAUCAGCAGGGUGAAAGAAACGGUUUGGAACACGGAGCCAGCUGUGAUAAUUUGGUCUAGUUCACCGUCUUGAUCAGAUGCUUCUCUGGAACAGUUCUGUUUUGUAUAUAUUCACCUGAAGACAACGGCAGGCUCUCUGCUGUGUGGAACACGCAAGCCUCGCUUUUUAUAUCAAAGGACAGUUCCCGCACAGCAGUCCUAACUCCUUUUAUGUCGCACCCGUUCAAGCCACAAAGUGUUGAUCUCACAUGCACUGGUACAUUUUGAUUCUUCCUAUCACUACUUAUUACUAUUAUUGAUAUGAAUUAGAAUGGCUGCUUUGACUCCCUACUAGCUUGACGGCAGCAUUGUAAGAGUUAUGUUAGUGUCAUUGCGCUUCAUCAUUUACACUGAAGCUCUUUCAGAAUAAACUCCUGAUGGGCUUUUAGGUUAUGAAAUACUCUUUUAAAGUGUUAUCACACCCCUAAAUCUCCAAAAUGGUUUCACAGCUCAACUCAUGAAUUUCACAAGUAAGGAGUCUAGAGUGUGUUAAAUCGUAACAGAGUUUCACAGAGCUACUUUUUUUUUUCAGUGAUCUUGAAGACCAUGAGAAAGGGUUGACAGCUUUUUGUCAAAUUACUUCAAAAUUUAAGAAUUGAACUUUCCCAUCGAUUUAUAAUUAAUUUACUCAUUUGUUGAAUCUGCAUUUAGCUAGUGCCAUGGUUAACUCAAUGAUUUUAAAAACAUAAUCUGUCUUUGAAAUUCAGAUUUACUAUUUACAUGUAAAGUGUCUGGCCAAUCAGCUCCUGUUGCUCCCCUGUGGGCGGAUCUUCAAUUGUUUAAUUGGAACAUUAUUUACGCAUAUUCAAAUAAAUUCAUUAAUGAGCCAGGAUACAAAUUGUGAGAUGGAAUAUGAUCGGCAGACUCUGACUCUCCAGUAAUAAAUAACAAAAUUCAAAAGCAAAUUUAAUUGGUAGUUUUACUAUACUAAUUUAUAAAAAUCUAAAUAUCAGAAUGAUUUAUUUAAUGUUAUUGAAACAACACAUUUUAGACUCCGUGCUAACCUCAGCGACGACCUGAGAGACAUUUUAGAGCUGAGGGGUUGGUGUAACCAACCCGGGCUGUGAUAUUUUGAGUGCAGCUGGUUAUUAUAGAGCUCUGCUUGUCACUUUCUUUUUCUCUGACUGCCAUGAAGCGCAUGUCAUAGUAUAAGCUGGAAAGAUUCCCACCCUUUAUAUAGGCUGUAUCAUAUUUUUGACCCUGACUUUUGUUUAAUAUGAUUAUUACUUGUGAUUGUUUCAGUGGUGUUUUUGAACUAAAAAUAAAAAAACCAUAGUCAUAUGUCGGCGCUACUGCUACAUCUCCAUAUUGUUUUAAGGGAGGAGUAUGUAGAAGGAACUGAAAUUACAGGUGUGUCUGUGUUGCUUUCCAAUCCCCAGUACCACAGAGUACAGGCCCCUGAAUGCUGACAGGCCGACAGUGGAGGGGCCGUGCUGUCACUGCUUCUCAGUGCUGACACGACACGUUUCUGUGCUGAAUGUUUUCUCUGGUGGAACAUUCCUCUCCAUGCAUGCCGCACCUCUGUGUGUCACCUCGCCAAUGUCGUGGUGAACUCCCCGUGCAUGGUGUCUCAUUCGGACUCCGGGUGUUCAAACCAAAAUAUGCAACAUUUCUGUUGGAGAUUUUACCCCCUCCCUCGUUCCAGCCCCCCCUCCCCUCCCCUCAGGUUGGCAGCUCACCUGAGUCUGAGCUGAGCAGCGUCAGUACGGCCCCUACAGACAGAGUGUGUGGCGUGGGGGGGUCAGGCCAUGAUGCAGAGAAUGAUGGUGUUUUUAUGCAUCCUGCUUAUUUAUUUGAAUGUGAAGAAGUUGCAUAUUGCAGCUUUAAAAAGUUACAUUCUCAUUUUCAUUUAAAGGUUUGCCGUAAACUACUGGAAUAUAUAUAUAUAUGAAAGUUUGGUUCAGUUUAUUUAAAGGGUCCGUUCAAUCAAAUUGUUAAAAAAAAAAGAUGAACUGCAGUUACAUUGCUAACUUUUUUGCUUUUGAGAUAUCUGCUUUUACUUGAUUACAGUAGAGGUGAAUAGAUGUCCUUUUUCCAAAAACGGUGUCCUUGUUCUUCUGGAUUAUCUGUAGAACAGUCAGCUCUUUUUUUUUUAGGGACUAUUACUUCUUCCAAUCUAAACUCCAUUACCCUCCAUUACGGUGGAGGUAGAAAUCUCCGAGACACUGACUUUAAUCUGGAAAACCAAGGCAAAGAGGACAAAAGCUGCAAAUGUAAAUGUGGUUCUCUGAAGUCUGUUAUAAUAAACUAGAAGCAAAUCCGUUUGCCAGGCUUGAUACUACUGGAGGUGUUUUGGUUGAACUGACCCUUUAAUGUUCCAGCAGCUACCAUUAUGCACUGCACCUCUAGGUGAACCUAAAGACCAUGUUACCUGCUGUAUGUUACUGUGCUACCAGGGUAAACCCAUCACUGCAACUCAGAGCUAUAGUUGGCUUAUUUCUUUAGAGUCUAAUAUAUAAUAUGAAUAACAACUUGACACAUUGAACCUGUUCCCUCACAGCAUGUUGCUUUGCUCCUUUUUCCUGUUUGUCCAAGUGCGUCUUCAUCGGGUUCGGGGGGGGUGUGUGUGGCAGGAGUGUGUUUGACUUAUCUCGUCUCUGAGGAGUCUCGUUUUGCUUCUGACUCUUAACUGGUAUCUAGAUGUUGUUCACUAACAUCAGCUUUGUUUUGUAUUAGAUAUGACUUUGGUUUUUGAAGCUUUGGGAAAGAUGUUGCAGGAAUAAAAAUGGAAAAUUGGAAAAAAAAGUAUGUGGUCUCUGUACUGAUGUCAAAGUGAAAUUAAUAAAAACAUGUCAAAGGA